GUCGGACAUGGCCAAGACGACGGGCGAGGAGGCCCAUGGGCCGAGCCAGCCUCAGUUUUUCACCACGCAUGCACGCCACCUGGCCUUGGACUCGUUCGGUGCUCCGCGGCUGCAGGACUGGCGCAUGCGUGAACGGAUGAAGACCUUGUCUGUGGCGCUGGUCAUGUGUCUCAAUGUGGGCGUGGACCCGCCGGACGUGAUCAAGAUCGAGCCAUGCGCCCGGCUCGAGUGCUGGGUUGACCCGUCGUCGCUCCCGCCGCGGGAGAGCCUGGAGACGAUCGGCAACGCAUUGCAGGCACAGUAUGCGCGAUGGCAGCUCAAGACGCGAUACAAGCAGGGGCUUGAUCCGACUGCUGAUGACGUCAAGACGCUAUGCCUCUCACUGCGGCGACACGCCCGCGACGCGCACGUGCUUUUCCACUACAACGGGCAUGGGGUACCGCAUCCGACGACCUCGGGCGAGAUGUGGGUCUUCAACUCCAACUACACCCAGUACAUCCCGCUCUCGAUGUACGAUCUGCAGUCGUGGCUCGGCUCGCCGUCGAUUUUUGUUUUUGACUGCGCAGGGGCCGGGCUCCUCGUCGACGCCCUGUUGCGGUUCGGCAAGCAGCGGAUGCGUGACGAGGCGCGGGCAGCAGCGGCGGAGCAGGCGCGCGGCGGGCGAGGCGCAGAAGGAUCCGGACGCGACGGCAGCGUGUCAGGAGGCAUCGGCGGGCGGAGCAGAUCGUCGCGGUCGUCGCGCAAGGCCUCCCGCAGCCGCGGUUCGGAUGGCUCCGCCCGCGGUCGGUCGACGCCGCGCCCGUUCUCGAUGAAGGACUGCCUCAUUCUCGCGGCGUGCGGCCCUGAGGAGAGCCUGCCGCAGAAUCCGGUGCUCCCCGCCGAUGUCUUUACCGCCUGCCUCACCACACCGAUCAAGAUGGCGCUCCGCUGGUUCUGUGCCACUUCGGUUCUCUCCUCGGUCGGCCUCGAGGUGGUGGACGCCAUUCCGGGGCGGCUCUCCGACCGGCGGACGCCGCUUGGCGAGCUCAACUGGAUCUUUACGGCCAUCACCGAUUCGAUUGCGUGGAACGUUCUGCCGCGGCCGCUCUUCCAGAAGUUGUUCCGCCAGGACCUGCUUGUGGCCUCGCUCUUCCGCAACUUUCUUCUUGCCGAGCGUGUCAUGCGUGCCUCGGGCUGCACGCCGAUCUCGGUCCCCGCACUGCCGACUACCCACAACCACCCGCUGUGGGAGGCGUGGGACCUGGCGGCGGACGUGUGUCUCGCGCAGGUGGCAGUCAUGAUCCACCCGCCACCGAGCGGGCCGCCGCGAUACAGGCACUCGACGUUUUUUGCCGAGCAGCUGACAGCGUUUGAGCUGUGGCUCGAGCUUGGCGCCGUCGGACUGGAUCCGCCGGAGCAGCUCCCGAUUGUGUUGCAAGUCUUGCUCUCGCAGUCACACAGGCUGCGUGCGCUGCAGCUACUGGCACGGUUUGUGGACAUGGACGCUUGGGCGGUCAACCUUGCACUCUCGGUUGGUAUCUUCCCGUACGUUCUCAAGCUGCUGCAGUCGCCGGCAGCGGAUCUGCGCCCGGUCUUGGUCUUCAUCUGGGCCAAGAUUCUGGCGGUUGACCCGUCGUGCCAGAAGGAUCUGGUCAAGAACGGGGUCCACGGAUACUUUGUCAAUGCUCUUGUGGUCGCCACCGGAAACGUCUUGGCGGUGGCGCCAUCAUCAAGCGAGCUGGAAGCUGCGCAGCGCGAGCAAGUGCAUGCGCUUUUUGUGCUCGCCGCCAUCGUUGCCAACUUUCCGGCCGGCCAAAACGCCUGUCUCCUGGCAGGCAUGCUGAGCGCUUGCAUGCGAGUGCUCGAGACGGCGGCGCACCCGCGGGUCAUAGUCUGGGCAUGCACUGCGCUUGGCAAGCUCUGGCUCCGGGCCGAAGACGUCAAGGUCGAGGCCAAACGCCACUAUGCACUCGACUCUGUCACCCCGCACUUGCUCCACCAGGUGCCCGAGGUCCGUGCAGCUGCCACCUUUGCGCUCGGCGCGCUGUUUGAUGGUCCGCUGUCGGCGCUGCCAGCGCGGGCGCGGGCGCGGGCGCGGGCCGAGGCUGCCCAGCGCGCCGAGGUCGACCAGUCGAUCGCGUUUCAACUGCUGCAGGUCACAACCGACGCCUCGCAGCUUGUCCGCCGCGAACUCCUCCAUGCGUUUGCCGAGUACAUGGCUGCCAACAUGGCGCUGUUUGUGGAGGUUGCCACGGAGUUUUACCGCGACGAAGCAAGUCGGUUUGCGGGCGAUGGCAAGAGCGGCGGGCCAGGCGAGCCCGGUGACGAGACCAACAGCAUGCCACCCACCAGUGACAAUCCCGGCCACAUGGUGUGCGCGGCAGUUUGGUCGGUCCUCGUUGGCCUGGUCGUCGACCCGUACCCGUAUGUCCGCCGGCUUGCGCGCGUCCUGCUCGAGGCAGUCGGCUCGCACGUCGACGGGCUUAUGGCGCUGAUCAAGCCACCCACGCUGCCGUCGGAGCUCAUGGCGGCGCGGACACCGUCAGCAUCGGACGCCGGAACUGCGAGUGGUGAGUCGCCGGCGAGUGAGUUAAGCGACUUUGCCCCGGGCACCAAGGGCAAGGCCAAAAUCAAGGCCAAAGGCAAGGCCAAGGCCAAGGCCAAGGCCAAGGGUGGGUCAAGCGCCGGAGGUCAGAGCUCGAACGAGGCCAGCAGCGGCCAGCCGUCGCCACGCGGAUCGGGGCUGUCGGCGCCGUCGGGAAAGUCGCGAGUGGCGACGGCAGUCAGGCGCAGCUCCGGCCUGGCAGGCGGCGUUGGGAGCAGCGGGCAGCUGCGGCGAACGCCGCAGCUCGGCUCGAACGAGAUUCUCUCCGAGCUCGCCAGCCCCGGAGGCUCGGGCGAGGGCUCGUCUCGGCCAUCGUCGCCGGCCGUCUCCGAGUCGUCCGAUGGCGAGCUGGUGCUUGAGAUGGACGGUCUCGAGUCGAAGUUUUUCCACUGGAUGCGGCUGGGCAUGGUGGGCAAGUGGCAAAGUGGCACCAGCGAGCGGCGUGGCGGCGAGCGGCUCGGCGAAGCACUGGACGCACUUGUGGAGGCUAGCAAGGAAGAGCACGCCGAAGGAGGAGGGAACGGAGGCCAGACGGCGGUGGGUAUGGACGGCGUGGUGGCCUUGGGGCGGACGGCGUCGCGGCUCUGGCGCGAGAUUCGCAACGACCGGGUGCAAACCGAGGCGCAGGACGCGGCGCUGGUGGCCGGCAAGUGCAAGCUGGAAGACCAGGUGGGGAUUCUGGACAACGACGGACACAUUCCGCUGCUGGUCAAGUUUGAUCCGUUCGAGUCGCGGCUCAUUGUGGCGGACGAGCAGUCGCUCAUCACGGUGUGGAACUGGGAGAGCGGAACGCGAGUCGGUCGGUUCACCAACGACAACGUAGUCGGCUCGCGCAUGUCGUCGCUCGACCUCAUCAAUGCCGAGCAGAGCUCGCUCGUGCUCGUCGGCACCGACGAGGGCGUGGUCCGAGUCUGGCGCAACGUUGGGUCAACAGCGCGGGCGCCGAGCCUGGUCACGUCGUGGCGGGCGCUUGCGGAGCAGGUGCCGGGCAAGCGCGGCGCAGGGCUCAUCACCUCGUGGCAACAAUCAUCGGGCUACCUCUUUUGCGGCGGCGACGUGCCUUUCGUGCGGGUGUGGGACCUGCGGCGCGAGAUGGCGGUGCUCGAUAUCCCGACAGGGACCGAGAGCUCGGUGACCGCGCUGACAACCGACGGGUCGUCGACGCUUGUCGGCGCGACCGGCGACGGACGAGUGCUUGUGUUUGACCUCCGUGCGCCGGCGCGCGAAGCGCUGGUCAAGGCCAUCGCCGCCCACUCGUCGUGGGUCCUCGACGUCCACAUGCGCGGGCCCCGACAUGUCAUCUCGGGCUCGUCGGGCGGCUCGAUUCGAACUUGGGACUUGCGGGCCGACGGCCCAACAGCACAAAUCAAGGCGUACGACAAGGGCAUGACUGCGCUGGCGGUCCACCCGUCUGCGCCGCUAAUGGCCGCAGGCUCGCAGAAUCAGUUUGUCAAGGUCUUCAAUACCUCCGGCAAGGAGCUGUCCAAGAUUUGUUUUUACGACGGCUUUCUUGGCCAGCGCAUCGGUGCUGUCUCCUCACUUGCCUUUCACCCCCACCGCCUGUUCCUUGGCGUGGGCUCGACAGACUCGAUAGUCUCUAUCUACGCGUCUGAGCAAUACCGGUGAGUGUUUUUACGUCUAGCCCGACGACGAGUCGGAUGACGAGCCGGAUGACGAGUCGGAUGACGAGUUGGACGACGAGUCGGAUGACGAGUCGGAUGACGAGUCGCCGUCCUUGCCGCUCUUGCUGCCAUUGUUCUUCCAGGCAAAGCUCGACAUUGAAAGCGAACGCAUGCCUUGCAUGUUCACCUCGUCCUGAACCUCUGGCAUGGAGCUAGCAGGCUCAAAGGGCGCUGCUACCGCAGCAAGGAUGGCCGAAUCAGACAGUGAGCCGCGAAUGCUGGCAGUCAGCGGCUCGGUCUCCCCCGAGGCAAUCGAAGGGAGAACACCAGUUGUCUCGAGAUCCGACAACCUGUCGCUUGCCGGGAGGACGUUGGAAGCGUCGUGGGUGGUCUGACGGCGCCUGCGCGUGGGAACAUAGCGACGAUGAAUCUCGGUGCUUGAUGAUGCAUGCUGAUCGCGAGCCAAUGGAGGUAGUGCCGUCCUCCCGGUGAACGUUGCCGCGGGUUUUGGCACGAGAUGCGUUGGUGACAGUUGAGUGCUUGUUUGGGAGUCCGUGAGCGAGUGCGGGGUAGUUGUCCUCGAGCGCGCACGACGGUGGGAGCUGGAGCGCGUGGUGAUGCGGACGCGAGAGCGUGGUAGACUUGAUGUGCUUCGCAACGAUGCCGGUGGCAAGCGAAAACGUGCCUGGAGCGGGGAGAUGGCGAGCCGGGUGUCGCCCGCGGCUCGUGACUGGGCAGUGGCAUGGGCGAUGUGGUAGAUGGAUGUGUCGCGGCCAGUACCUGCAAUUACCACAAGGUGCGGGCGGAGCGCAGCAAGGCGG
Messenger RNA from Thecamonas trahens ATCC 50062, 5027 nucleotides. RefSeq names its product WD-repeat protein mip1. NCBI's taxonomy places the organism in Eukaryota, Apusomonadida, Apusomonadidae. Gene Ontology annotation, molecular function: protein-macromolecule adaptor activity; protein binding. The transcript is spliced from 2 exons. Gene Ontology annotation, biological process: cellular response to starvation; regulation of autophagy; positive regulation of protein serine/threonine kinase activity. Gene Ontology annotation, cellular component: TORC1 complex; cytoplasm. The record is from RefSeq and is a predicted model, not a curated record. The coding region runs from base 8 to 4210 and encodes 1400 amino acids.